Molecule: messenger RNA, 790 nt
Organism: Mya arenaria
Lineage: Eukaryota; Metazoa; Mollusca; Bivalvia; Myida; Myidae
Product: heavy metal-binding protein HIP-like
Exons: 4
Coding region: 5-757 (250 amino acids)
Molecular function (GO): protein binding
Source: RefSeq, a predicted model, not a curated record
CAAAAUGAACUUGCCACUGGCCUGUCUUCUUGUAAUUCUGCAAUGUGCGUCUGGAUAUCCAGUUGAUGAAGAGCUAUUGAAGAGAUUCGAUAUCUUGGAAAAAGACCUAAGGCAAAAAUUCGCGGACAAAGAUAAACAAAUCGCUGAAGGGAUGAAACACCUUUCGUUGGAGAGACAACAGGUAGCACAGGAUAGAAGCCUUCUAGUUCUUGAUAGACAACAGCUGGCUCAAGACAGGAUAGAGAUGGCUAGCGCCAUGGAGAAACUCAAGAAAGCAGAGGAAGAACUUUUACAUCGGAUAACGCUCCUUCCUUCAAAUCUGAAAUCGACCCAGGACAGACAUACGAGACAAAGCGAGGGUGUGGCAUUUUCUGCAUGGCUCGACCAUAGUGUCUCACUUGGCCCAAAUCAAGUAAUACGUUUUAACAAGGUCAUCACCAAUGAAGGGAGUGGCUAUAACAUUCACACAGGUGUGUUCACCUGUCCCCAACCCGGGAUGUACCUGUUCUCCUUCAUGGUAACUCAGAGAGGUGAUGUGGCGCAGUUAACCGCCCAACUCGUUGUGAACGGCUCACCAAAGGUCCAUGGUGUUACAGAUCCAUAUCACGACCAUGAGGAUCGUCAGGGUGGAAACACUGUCGUUCUCCGUCUUCAACAAGGUGACGUCGUGGAGAUAGAGAAUUUCGACGGACAUCACGUACAAGGAUACACAGCUGAAGGCCUAACGUCCUUUACCGGUAUUCUCCUCUACCCAUAGGCAAAAAGAACGAGAUUAAACAACACAAAAACA